This is a messenger RNA of Camellia sinensis, 1331 nucleotides long. The record is from RefSeq and is a predicted model, not a curated record. Lineage: Eukaryota; Viridiplantae; Streptophyta; Magnoliopsida; Ericales; Theaceae.
CAAAAGAUUGGAAGGGCACUAUUUUGGGUCAUGAGUUCGUACAUAUGCGUUGUUGUGCGCAUAUUUUGAAUCUCAUUGUUGGUGAGGGCUUGAAAGAGUUGGAUACUUCAAUUUGUUGUGUGCGUGAUGUUGUGAGAUAUGUGAGGUCGUCUCCAAAUAGGCAUGAAUCUUUUAAGAAGUGUGUGGAGAUGUGUCAAAUUGAGUCCAAGUCUUUGUUAUGUCUUGAUGUACCUACUAGGUGGAAUUCAACUUAUUUGAUGUUGGAGAGUGCUAAAAAAUUUGAGAAAGUAAUUGAGCGUUUAGAGGAGAAGGACUCAAAUUAUCGAUCUUACUUUUUAGAGGGCGAUGGGGAGGAUGGAAGUGGUAAAAAGAAGAAGUCAUGGGGUGCUCCAACAGAGGGUGACUAGGACAAUUGUAGACUAUUUUUAAAAUUCUUAAGGCUUUUCUACAAUGCUACUAAAAGGUUUUCAGGCUCCCUUUAUGUGACUUCUAAUUGUUUUUUUGAUGAGAUGUUUGUUAUUCUAACAAAAAUUGAGCAAUUAAGUAAAAAAGAUGGGAGGGAAGAUGAAUUGCUGGGUUUAAUGGCAAAAGGAAUGAAAGCAAAAUUUGACAAAUAUUGGGGUAAUGGAGAUAAAAUAAAUCUGUUGAUGUAUGUUGCUGUGGUUCUUGAUCCACGAAAAAAAUUGAGGUAUGUCCAGUUUUGCUUUUCCCAAUUGUUUGGUGAAAGUGUAGUCAAUACAAUGACUGGUCAAGUGAAAGAUUAUUUGACUCGUUUGUAUGACCAUUACCUUGCAAAUGAUUCAAAUUUUGUGGGAGUACUUGACACAAAUGAACCAUCUAGGAUUGUGAUUGAUGAUGAUUGUGAUGAUCCUCAUUUGUUGAUUGAAUCUCAAUUUAAUACCUAUUUGGAUGCUGAAUUUUCUGUUAUGUGCAAGUCUGAAGUGGACAAGUAUUUGGCUGAUUGUUGUGAAGGAGUGAGAGAUGAAAAAUUUGAAAUUUUGGGGUGGUGGAAAGCUAAUUCUUUUAAGUAUCGAGUGUUGUCCCAAGUAGCUCGUGAUGUAUUGGCAAUGCCGAUUUCAACAGUGGCUUCGGAGUCUGCAUUUAGUACCGGUGGACGCAUUCUUGAUCCUUUUUGAAGUUCUCUUUCUCCUAUGAUGGUUGAGGUACUUGUCUGUACUCAGAAUUGGCUUCAAAGCACUGUGCCAAUCUCUCUUCGCAAGGCAAUGGAUGAUGUUUUAGAAUUUGAGCAGUAUGCCUCAGAAUCAAGUUCAUCCUCAAACUUAAGUUCAAGUCCCAUAACUGUUUAGCAUGGCAAUGGAGCAUAGCUUGGU